AUGAGCGCUGAGAACGUAGACCACCAAACGCCAUCGCCGCGGGGUGAGAUGGCGGACACGCUCAAUACAAGCAACUCUGAGCAGACAGCGCUGCUGGAUGGCGACCACUCAGACGGAUUGUCGAAGCCCCACCUGUCGCCACUGUGCCAUACGGAGGCCGGGGGCUCGUGGUGGAAGUCACCAGGCAAGGCAGAAGGACGGACACCCGCUCGCAUAAUGCGUCAUGGCAGCCGGCGCCACGGCUUGAGGGAUAAUGCGAAUUCCAAAUUAGAAAAGUUCCGCAUGGCACGAUCCCUGGCCAUCCAGUGGCUCUCUUUGUUGAUGCAAAACCCACCAGACGCCGCCACAAUUCAGGCGUACCGAAAUAUGAAGCUGCAGCAUCGGCAACAGCAGGAAAAGCAAGGUAGAGAACACGCAGAACCAAGCAGCACUGAGGGAGGUUUAGCAAAGGGAACUUCAUUCGCGGAGGUUGUGAGAAGAGGUUUUCCAUUCUCUUCUUCUUGUGGUUCGUCAGCUGCUUCCGACGCUGUUGUUCUUGUUGACGCUACUUCAGAUAUUGGCACCCAACAUGAUGGGAAUGUUGGCUCGAGUAGAAUUCAGCCCUCUGCGGAGACAUUUGAGCUUGUCCCAGAAGAUGAAAAGUCUGUUUCAGAGCUUAUCCGAGUGCUACGAGAGAUUGCUUUAACGGGUGCCUCGCUGGGAAACAUCUCACUCGAGAAGGAGGGAACUGCAACGAAUGGUGUGAGUUCUUCAUCCACCGCCAUGGGGUGCAGCGGGGCGGGCACUGGUGUGGACAGGGUGGAAGGCGGCAGUAGCCGUGUCAGUAACGGUAGUGGUAGUAGUGGCAGCAACGGCACCAAGAGUUGUAACCGUGUCACGCAUCGGCGCAAUGCGGAGGGCCAAUGGGAGGAUAUUAAGCUGUAUUUCAGUACUGUGCACCGGUUGGUGCAGAAUCGCGAGGAAUUGACGUUUGUAUUGGACACUGUUUUGGGCACUGGCUGGUGCGUGGAUGUCGAGAGGUCACCAAAGGACUUGGAGUCAUCCUGCAGUGCCGGCGUGACGUUGCCGCUGUCGCAGGCGGCGAUAUCGGGCAUCGAGUCACCGCGAGCGCCGUCAUUUUCGGACAGGGCAACAGAACACAAACCGAAGCAGCAGGGGGAGGCGGACGAGGAACACCAGCAAAUGGUGGUUAUAGACAACGUGAAGGUUCACAGCACACUCAAUCACAAGGCGGUUCCUUUUGAGUCACGUCUUCAUUCAAUUUUGGCGAGUCCUCCACUGAGUGCGACCCCGUACUACUUUUCUGGUAGAUCCGCAUCAACGCCGGCGGCCGAUCCUCACACAAACUCCCCCGUUUCCUUUUCAACACCGCCUUUGCAUCAGUGCGGCGGCGUUGCCAUGGAAUUGGCAAGUUCAGCCAUGCCGUCGGCAUCUACGACAGUAUCAAAUGGCACGACACCUCCAGCUGGGCCCUCUCUGCUUUCUUCCAACACGGCAUUCAAACUGGAAUCCCGGGAAGAUAUGAUUCGACGUCGUACGGCAGCCGCAGCCGCGCCGCGGCAAACUAUGCGCAUACCACUUCUGGAAAUACUAUGCAACCGCUCACGUGUC
Messenger RNA from Trypanosoma cruzi, 1611 nucleotides. RefSeq lists its product as uncharacterized. NCBI's taxonomy places the organism in Eukaryota, Euglenozoa, Kinetoplastea, Trypanosomatida, Trypanosomatidae. The annotation marks the transcript as partial. The record is from RefSeq and is a predicted model, not a curated record. The transcript has a single exon.